Messenger RNA from Paramecium tetraurelia, 1926 nucleotides. RefSeq lists its product as uncharacterized. Gene Ontology annotation, biological process: microtubule-based movement; mitotic spindle organization. The record is from RefSeq and is a predicted model, not a curated record. The transcript is spliced from 7 exons. Lineage: Eukaryota; Ciliophora; Oligohymenophorea; Peniculida; Parameciidae. Gene Ontology annotation, molecular function: microtubule motor activity; microtubule binding; ATP binding.
AUGAAUAAAAAGAGUAAAACUCCUUAACAAUAAUCUUAACCUUAAAAUCAACAAAUAAACCUACCUUCUCCUUUGAUGCAGCCGAUGUCUUUGCAAUCAGGACCAUCUCCAUCUUAACCGGAUACUUCAGUAUUAGAUGAAUCUGGUGGAGAGAGUGUAAAAGUUGCAUUGCGAAUUAGACCAAUGAACUAAUUAGAGUAAGGAAGAGGGGAUGAAUAAUGCAUAAAAGCAAUAUCAGAUUCAAAUUGUUAACUCUAUUAUAAAGGAGUAGCAAAAUAAUUUAGAUUCAAUUCAGUUUUGGAUGAGAGGUGCACUUAAUAAGAAGUGUUUUUGAAAUGCAAUAUUUAAGAAUUGCUAGAUGCUGCUCUGGAUGGAUAUUCAGCCACAAUAUUUGCAUAUGGUUAAACUGGAUCAGGUAAAACUUAUACCAUUUCUGGAGUUGAAGAACGUUUGGCUAGAGAAAAGUAUAUUUCUGAUGAGUCUGAAGGCAUCAUUCCCAGAGCUACUAGAUACUUAUGGUAGAUAAUGGCACAAAGAGCAGAACAAUUCUAUGUGAAAGCCUCGUUUACAGAAAUAUACAACGAAUAGUUGAGAGAUCUGCUAAAUCCUGCUUCUGGGAUCUUGCAUUGCAGAUGGAAUCUAUAAAAUGGAUUCUUUGUUGAAGAUUUGAUGAUUGUUGAAUGCACAUCAUUCUCUGAUAUCCAAGCAGUAUUGCAUGAAGGAAUGAGAAAUAGAAAGUAAGGAUCUCAUGAAUUAAACAAAGAUUCAAGCAGAUCUCACUCAAUAUUGACUGCUUAUUUAAUUGGAGAAUAGAAUAUAGAUGGAUAAAUCGUUAAAAGAUAUGGAAAGUUUUCAUUUGUUGAUUUAGCUGGUUCAGAAAGAUUGAAGGAAUCCAAAUCCUAAGGGGAUAUGAUCAAAGAAACUGGUAACAUCAACAAGUCUCUAUUCACUUUGGGUAAGGUCAUCAAGUCUUUGAGUGACAAAAAGAACAAACUCCCUUACAUCCCCUAUAGAGAUAGUAAAUUAACAAUGCUCUUGAUGGAUUCAUUGGGAGGAACUGCUAAGGCGUUGAUGAUUGCCUGUGUAUCUCCUUCUGCUGCUUAUUAUGAGGAGACGUUGAGUACUAUAAAUUAUGCCACUUCAACUAUGAAUAUCCAAAACAAACCAGUAAUCUCUAUGGGCGAAAAGGAUUAAAUUAUAUACAAUCUCACCAGAGAGCGAGAUUUGUUGAAGAUGGAAAAUCAGUAUCUGAGGGAACAAUUAUAGAGAUAUACAAAUGGAUUACCUAUAGAAAUUCCCAAUUUCAAUGAUAAGAAUGGAUAAAAGAAAUAACUUCCUCCAUUGUAAUCUAGACCCAUUAGUCAUAAUUAAAUUCUCAAUAGUUAACAAAAUGGAUUUGAUCAAUAGGUGAAUUCCAAUAAUAGCAAGAUUGAUUUGCCAGUCAACAAAAUUUUACAUGAGUAUUAAAUGGAAAUCAAUAAAUUAAAAUAAGAAAAUGAUGAAUUGAGAAAUGCUCGUGAUGUUUCUGUUAAGAAUUAUCAUAUUGUUAUGAAUGAAAAUAAUGCCUUGUAACUCAAGUUGGAGAAUUUAGAAUAGAUUUUUAUUGGCAAUCCAAUCACAAAGGGCGAUCAGGAUAAAUCAAAGAUUUAAGAAGAAUAUAUGUCUAGUGCAUUGUUGAUAGAAAAUAGCGAUUUAAAAAAAAAAGUGGCAUCUUUGGAAGAAAAAAAUAUGGAGUUGGCUUAAAUAGCUAGGAAAAAUCUUAAUGGAAAGAGUAGUGACCCGAAUGAUUUACAUGAAAUAGUUUAAUUGAAACAAACAAAUAAUUAGUUAUAAUAACGUGUAGAAUUUUUAUAAGCAAGGGAAAGGGACUUACUCGAAUAAAUUAUGAGAUUAUAAAGACAACCAAAGGCUUAUGCAGGAUUUUGA